Alligator mississippiensis (American alligator) is the source of this 1086-nucleotide messenger RNA. RefSeq names its product beta-1,3-galactosyltransferase 4 (gene B3GALT4). NCBI's taxonomy places the organism in Eukaryota, Metazoa, Chordata, Crocodylia, Alligatoridae. Gene Ontology annotation, cellular component: membrane. Gene Ontology annotation, molecular function: N-acetyl-beta-D-glucosaminide beta-(1,3)-galactosyltransferase activity. The transcript has a single exon. The coding region runs from base 1 to 1086 and encodes 361 amino acids. The record is from RefSeq and is a predicted model, not a curated record.
AUGGCCCUGCGCUGUGGCUUGGCCCGGCUGCGCCACAUCCUGGCACGGCUGCUGGGCGUGCUGGGCGUGCUGGGCGUCCUGGGGCUGCUGGGGGCCGGGCAUGGCGAGGAGCUGCUCUCCUGGAUCCUGCUGCCCCUUCUGGGCACCGCUGCAGGCGGGGACCGCGACACCAGUGUGGCCCCUCUGGUGCUGCUUGGCCCCAACGACUUAAUGCUGCCCAACACUGAGGCCUGCCAGCCCCGUGCCCCCUUCCUGCUGGUGCUGGUGGCCAGCGCGCCUGCCCAUGUGGGGCACCGCGAGGCCAUACGCAGGAGCUGGGGGGGCGCCCGCCGGGCCUCUGGCUACCCCGUGCGCACGCUCUUCGUCCUGGGGCUGCCGGACUCCGGGGCGGAGCAGGCGGCGCUGGAGCGGGAGGCGCAGCAGCACGGAGACCUGGUGCAGGGCCGGUUCCACGACACCUACGCCAACCUGACCAUCAAGACCUGCAUGCUGCUGCGCUGGGCAGCCGCCCUAUGCCCCGGCGCUGCCUUCGUGGCCAAGGUGGACGACGACAUCUUCCUGAACCUGCCGGCGCUGGCCCACCACCUGGGCAGCCUUGCCAACCCCCACGGGCUCUACCUGGGCCGGGUGCACUGGUGGGUGCGCCCCAACCGCGACCCCCACAGCCGCUACCAUGUGCCAGUUGCGGUCUUCGCGGGUGCUGCCUUUCCUCCGUACUGCAGUGGGACGGCCUACGUGCUCUCAGGCGACGCUGUACGGCAGGUACUGGUAGCCGUGCCCCAUCUGGUGGCUGUGGGGCCUGAGGAUGUCUUCGUGGGGCGCUGCGCUCACCGCGCAGGCCUGGCCCCCACCCACACCGCCCGCAUGGGCGGUGCCAUCCGCCUGUCACUGGAUGCUUGCUGCUAUGGCCAAGUGCUCUUCAGCAUCCAUGGCGUACAGCCUGCCCAGAUGGGUCAUGUCUGGGGGCUGCUGGGUGGACAUGGCUGGGGGGAGGGGCCGGAGGAGCCCACUGGGCUCUGCACCCUACUACAGUGGGGUCUGGGGCUGCUGCGCUGCAAGGUGCUGGCUCUGUUUGAGAAGCUGUGA